Molecule: messenger RNA, 5108 nt
Organism: Lactuca saligna
Lineage: Eukaryota; Viridiplantae; Streptophyta; Magnoliopsida; Asterales; Asteraceae
Source: the annotation of a GenBank genome assembly
AUGGCUCUUCACAAGAAUGUUCCUCCCAAUGAGCCAGCUAGUGGGAGUUUAAAAUCGUUGACUUUUUCCGGAAAGGUGAAGGAGAGAAGUCAACUUGUUGAGAUGGAGAAUAAAAGAGGAAAUGAAGGUGAAGCAGAUAUUGACCUUCGAGAGGUGUAUUUUCUGAUUAUGCAUUUCUUGUCAGCUGGGCCAUGUCAUCGGACAUAUGGUCAGUUUUGGAAUGAGCUUCUUGAGCAUCAGUUGUUGCCUAGAAGAUAUCAUGCUUGGUAUUCAAGAACUGGUGCUACAAGUGGAGAUGAAGAUGAUGAUGGCAAGUCUUUCCCUUUGAGCUACAAUAAGUUGGUGGAAAGGUAUCCUCACAUAGAGAAGGAUCACUUGGUGAAGCUGUUGAAGCAAUUGUUAAGUGGUGCAGCUUCUUCUUCUUCUUCAUCAUCAUCACAGGGCAUCAUUGUACAUACUCCAUUGAAUGCUGCUGCUGUCCCUACUCUUUUGGGCACUGGCUCCUUUUCACUUUUGAAUGGUGAUGUGAAGAACAAGGAAGUGAAACGGGGCCCACCGGGGUUCAUGAGGUGGCCUCAUAUGCAGGCGGAUCAAGUGCGUGGGCUUGGGCUGAGGGAAAUUGGUGGAGGGUUUGCAAGGCAUCACCGGGCCCCAUCCAUCAGGGCAGCUUCUUAUGCCAUUGUGAAGCCCUCCACCAUGGUUCAAAAGAUGGAGAAUCUUAAGAAGCUUAGAGGCCAUAGAAAUGCUGUCUAUUGUGCAAUAUUUGAUCGAUUAGGGAGAUAUGUGAUUACUGGUUCAGAUGACCGGCUUGUAAAAAUCUGGUCAAUGGAAACUGCAUAUUGCUUAGCCAGUUGUCGUGGACAUGAAGGUGACAUUACAGACCUUGCUGUGAGCUUCAACAAUGCACUGGUUGCUUCUGCUUCAAAUGACUGCAUUAUUCGAGUUUGGAGGCUAGCAGAUGGGCUUCCGAUUUCAGUCUUACGAGGUCACACAGGGGCAGUUACAGCAAUUGCCUUUAGUCCUAGGCUGGGCUCCGUUUAUCAGCUAUUGUCGUCGUCUGAUGAUGGAUCAUGUAGGAUUUGGGAUGCUAGGCAUUCUCAAUUUAGUCCAAGAAUAUACAUUCCUAAGCCUCCUGAACCUCAACCUGGGAAAAGCAAUGGCCCAUCAACAUCAAAUUUUGUUCCUCAAAGUCAUCAGAUAUUUUGCUGUGCAUUCAAUGCUAGUGGAACUGUUUUUGUCACUGGAAGCUCAGACACUUUUGCAAGGGUUUGGAAUGCGUGUAAACCUAGCAAUGAUGAUCCGGAGCAACCCAAUCAUGAGAUGGAUAUUUUAGCUGGGCAUGAAAAUGAUGUUAAUUAUGUACAAUUUAGCGGCUGUGCUGUGGCUUCUAGAUUUUCUCUAUCUGAUGCUUCUAAAGAAGAAAACCUUCCGAAAUUCAAGAAUACAUGGUUUACCCAUGACAACAUUGUCACUUGUUCCCGUGAUGGAAGUGCAAUUAUUUGGGUUCCAAAAUCACGAAGAUCCCAUGGUAGAGUUGGAAGGUGGACACGGGCGUAUCACCUGAAAGUUCCUCCACCACCAAUGCCGCCACAACCACCACGAGGAGGCCCCCGGCAAAGGAUUCUGCCGACACCACGUGGUGUUAAUAUGAUUGUCUGGAGCCUUGACAACCGUUUUGUCCUUGCUGCCAUCAUGGAUUGCAGAAUAUGUGUCUGGAAUGCUGUUGAUGGUAGCUUAGUCCAUUCUUUAACUGGUCACAGUGAAUCUACUUAUGUUUUGGAUGUUCAUCCUUUUAAUCCACGGAUAGCUAUGAGUGCUGGAUAUGAUGGAAAAACAAUAGUGUGGGAUAUUUGGGAAGGAUUGCCUAUUCGUAUAUUUGAAAUCGGACGCUUCAAGCUAGUUGAUGGAAAAUUCUCUCCGGAUGGGACGUCCAUUAUACUGUCUGAUGAGGUUGGUCAGUUAUAUAUAUUAAGCACCGGUCAAGGAGAGGCACAGAAUGAUGCAAAAUAUGAUCAGUUUUUUCUUGGAGAUUACAGGCCACUGGUCCAAGAUGCACAUGGAAAUGUUCUCGAUCAAGAAACACAACUUGCUCCCUAUCGAAGGAAUAUGCAAGAUCUCCUUUGUGAUUCAGGCAUGAUUCCAUACCCGGAGCCUUACCAAAGCACAUACCAACAAAGGCGGUUAGGAGCUCUAGGGUUUGAAUGGAGGCCAUCCUCUGUGAGGUUUGCUGUAGGAACCGACAUCAGUCUUGACCAAGAGUACCAGGUCCCACCAAUUGCUGACCUGGAUAUAUUACUGGACCCACUUCCAGAGUUUCUUGAUGCCAUGGAUUGGGAGCCAGAGAUAGAAGUACAAAGUGAUGAAAAUGAUUCUGAGUAUAAUGUGACCGAGGAAUAUCGGUCAGGAGGAGAACAAGGAAGUUUGACUUCAAAUGCUUCGGGCAGCUUGGAAUGCAGUGGUGGAGAUACAGAGGAUCAAAGUGACACUACUAGUAUCCGUAGGUCUAAAAAGAAAAAGAUCAAGCCAGAAGUUGAGUUCAUGACAUCUUCAGGGAGACGUGUGAAAAGGAGGAAUUUAGACGGUGAAGAGACUGCAAUCAGAAACAAUCGAAGCAGAAAGUCAAGAUUCGGUCAAAAAGCUUCUAAAAAGAAGUCAUCUCAGUCCAAAUCUUCAAGGCCAAGAAGGGCAGCUGCCCGAAAUGCCCUAAGUUUUCUUUCCCGAAUAAGUGGAAAAGCCUCCGAGGGAGAAGAAGAAGAGGAGGAAGAAGAAGAAGAAGAAGAGGAAGCCAUAGAAGGCGGUGAUUCAUAUGAAAGCUAUUCCAGUCAGCAAGAAACCGAAGCCGGAAGUGAGGAAACCGAAAUGUCAUUCGAAAAUGACCAAAACGGACAUUCAAAAGGUAAAGAAAUUGCAUCCGAAGACACUGGUAUUCCCCAAGAAAGUCCGGAAUUGCGUAUUCCGACCGGAAAAAGACGAUUGGUGUUCAAACUUCCGAGAAAACGGUCGGUUGUAGAGAACAAGAUAGACGAUGUUGCGGGCCCGUCUUCGAUAGAUGAAUCUAGAUAUAAAGAUGGAGAUAUUAAAUGGGGAGGUGCAAAAUCCCGUUCAUCAAAACGUUCAAGAAUCUCCGAACCAAUUGCUAAAUCAUCGCCAUGUCCCGAGGGCAGUUUCGUCAAUGAAUUUGAAAACAAGGAGGAGUUCACGGUUCCCACAAGUCCUUUCGAUGUCCAAAUUGAAAAGGGCAAAAUGGUCAAGUCCGAGCUGGAUAACGAGACCCAUAUCCCGAUACCGACAAAGUUUAGAAUCAAGUCAAGCGUCCUUUUAAAAGACCAAGAUUCUCCAACAAAACUAACGAUUAGAUCAUCGGUACAAGAAUCAAGAAACGGAGGAGGAGAAGGUACGAUGUUGUCUGACGACUCAACCUCGGACCUUCCGGAAACAAAGCUAACAAAUUCAGAUGAUCAUGAUCGGGACCAGGAUACUCAAGAGACCCAAAAGCCCGAUUCGCGGGAUAAUAAGAUGUUUAAAGAAGUUUACAGACGGUCAAAGUCAACCAGGACAAGGGCAAAUUCGUCAAUUAACGGCAUGGAAGCAAGUACAUCGAACGCGGACAAUCAAAACGAAAGAAUCCAUGGGACACGAAGGAAUGUGAAUUUGAGGGGGGUUGUUGAUGACGUGGAUGUGUCUGUUUCUGAAGACACUUCAAGUAAAGAAAAGUAUUCCACGGAUGGAGGUGAUGAGGUGGCACGAGACGAGGGUAGGUUGAAUUCAAGACACACGGUUGGAUUAAGAUCGACACGAACAAGGAGAAGCGUUGAUUACAAUCGGAAAAAUAGGUCACCAGAGAAAAAGAAAGCACACCAGCUAACAAGAAGCUCAUGGUUGAUGCUUUCGACUCACGAGGAAGGGUCCCGCUAUAUUCCUCAGCUUGGGGAUGAAGUGGUAUACUUCAGACAGGGUCAUAAAGAAUACAUUGAGGGUAGCAAUUCAAGAGAGAUGGUUCCAUGGAGAUCGCUCAAGGGAAACAUAAGAGACGUGGAGUUUUGUAAAGUCAAAGAUCUGGAGUACUCAACACGUCCUGGAUCCGGUGAAGGCUGCUGCAAAAUGACCCUGCAGUUUGAGGACCAGUCUUCCAAUGUUGUUGGAAAGUCCUUCAAGUUGACUCUUCCGGAAGUUACCGGAUUCCCUGACUUUCUAGUUGAAAGAAGCAGGUAUGAUGCUGCCAUGGAGAGGGACUGGAGGUGUCGCGAUAAAUGCCAGGUUUGGUGGAAAAACGAAGGGGACGAAAACAGUGGGGAAUGGUGGAAUGGGAGGAUUGUGGGGGUGAAGGCUAAAGAUGCUGAGUUUCCUGAUAGUCCGUGGGAGAGGUUUUCUGUUCAGUAUAAAGGCGACACUGAAGUCCUUCUGCAUAGUCCUUGGGAGCUUUAUGAUGCUGCUGCUAUGGUGUUGGAGGAGCCACGUAUCGAUGAUCAUGUUAGAAAUAAGCUUAUCCGUGCUUUGGCUAAACUCGAACAAUCCGGAAACAAAUCUUCUGAGGAUCAUUAUGGUGUUCAGAAAUUGAGACAAGUGUCUCAGUCAUCAACAUUUAUCAACAGGUUUCCGGUGCCUUUGACUCUUGAUGUGAUCCAAUCGAGACUAGAGAACAAUUACUACAGAAGAUUUGCAGCAAUGAAACAUGAUGUGGAGGUGUUGUUAGAGAACGCCGAGAUUUACUUUGGGAGAAAUAAAGAUAACUCAAUGAAGAUGAGACGUUUAUCAGACUGGUUUACAAGGACACUUUCGUCUUUGUAGCUUUCAAUUUUCUUUUUCUUUUUUUGAUUUUUUUUUUUUAAAAGCACAGUUUUGUAGAGGAAAAAAUGCCAGAGUUUGCGAAAUUGGUUGGUGGUUUUUACUUGUAGAUAAAUUAUCAUGACUUGCGAAUCUCUAGGGUUUUUUUUUUAUUUUUUCUAAAGGGCAUUUGGCAUUAUGAAGAUUGCUUUGGUUUCUUGGAUUUUAGUAGUAGGAGGGUUUAUUUAGGAAGAUGAUAAUUGUAUAGACCAUAGACAGACAAACAAACAAACAGAGACAGAUUCUUAAAGCAAUCUAACAGAAAGUCGAAACAUUUCAGUCGA